AUGAAAGGGUGGUAGAAUUUCAAAAUAAUUUGUUAAAAAGUGAAUUGUGAAGAAAAAGAAUUAUUAAAGAUUGAUGAGUUUGAAAACAAUCCCUAUAUAAUUGGGAAUAAAUAAUAUGAAGAUGGGUUUAUUUAAUAUUAAAUUCCUUAUUAAGAAUGUGUAUCAUUAAAUGACUUAUAUGAUGCUAUUGUAUUUAAUAUUCAUUUAUUUAGAAAUCUUAAUAUGUUGUCAUCUUUAAAGCCUAAGCCAUCUUAAUUAUUUAAGCCAUUUUAUAACAUUUAUUUAAAAUGGCUGAAAAAAAAUUAUGUCAUUGUUAAUUGAAUUUAUACAAUAUUUUUAUCAAACUCAAGAACGAAUCUAAUCAAUUUACUACUUAUCAAUCAAUUAUAGAAAUAGAUAAAAUUUAUUUUGUUUAAUAUUUAAGUAUUUCAAAGACUUUAAAUGAAGAAGAUGAAAAUAUUUGUAUGGAUGUGAAAGCUAUUAAAAAAAUUAUUAAAUAAUUUCUAGAAUUAUAUUAAGAUGAAAGAAUUUAGAAAUUGUUAGAAAAUUUAAAAAAAGUAAGUAAUAUAAAUAAUAAAAAACAAUUUAAAGACAUGAUUGAAAUAGUUAAUCAAUUUAUUAAAGAGUAAGCAUUUAAAAUCUAAAUUUAGUUUUGUUGAUAUAUCUAAAUAAACAAUAACGAAAAAGAAGAAUGAGGAUAAAGAGAAGAAUGAGGAUAAACAAUAAAAAGAGAAAAAAGAAGAUGCAGAAAAGAAAAAGAAAAAAGAGGAUAAAGUAAAAAAAGAGAAGAUAGAUGAAGAAAUUGAAGACUAUAAUAAAUAUCAAAAAUAAAGAUAUUUUUGUGAAAAAGAAUUGCUUAUUUAAUUGGAUGAAAUAUUAAAAUUAAAUAUUCAAUUUGAAGAAAAUAUAGUAUAACCAACUGAAUAAGAAAUAUAAUAACAAAAAAAUUAUAAAGAAUAAACACUAAAAAUCUAAUAAUACUUCUUAAGUUAUUUUUAACCUUUAUUUGUGAAAUAAUUCUAAUAAUAUUAUGGAGAUAAAUUAUAAAACUCUUAUUUAAUAACAGGAAUUACAAAAAAUUAAUAUUAUGAAUUACUAAAAAAGUAUAUAGAAAAAGAAAGGUAAAGAGCAAAUAGAGCAUUUGAAUCUAUUGAUAAAACAAUUAAAGAAUGCUUAACUUAAUCAAAAUUAAUCAAAGAAAAACUACUUUAAGAUUUUAAAUUUUAGAUUGAUGAUAUACCUUAAGACUAAAUCUUUGAAAUAUUUUUAAAGUUUUUUAUUAAGAAUUCAUUAGAGUUGCAUUUAUAAAAAUAAAUUACAAAUAAAGUAUAAGAUUAAUCAAAAUAAGAAUCAUUUACAGCUAAUAGUUUAUCAUAAGAUGUAAUUGAAAUUUAGGAUGAAGAAUAAUUUAAAGUUUAUGACUUAUCAAAAGAAGGAUCAUACAAAGAAGUGAAUUAAAAAGUCUAAGAUGAUGUUAUUAAAUUUAUUAUAGAUCAUUAUGAAUUGGAAUAAUCAUUGAGAUGCUUAUAAUUGAAUGAGGAAUUAUUAUGA
Messenger RNA from Paramecium sonneborni, 1551 nucleotides. The record is from the annotation of a GenBank genome assembly. NCBI's taxonomy places the organism in Eukaryota, Ciliophora, Oligohymenophorea, Peniculida, Parameciidae.